Messenger RNA from Lepisosteus oculatus (spotted gar), 1089 nucleotides. It is a transcript of the gene uqcrb, whose product is annotated as ubiquinol-cytochrome c reductase binding protein. The record is from RefSeq and is a predicted model, not a curated record. Gene Ontology annotation, biological process: mitochondrial electron transport, ubiquinol to cytochrome c. Lineage: Eukaryota; Metazoa; Chordata; Actinopteri; Semionotiformes; Lepisosteidae.
AAGCCGGUUGUUGUUCAGAUUCCGCAAGUGGUACUACAAUGCUGCCGGAUUCAACAAGCUUGGAAAAAGUUCAGUUUUGCUGACCUUUCCGUAAAGAAAAUUGCCUAGAAAGACUUUAAAGCAUGGAAAGUGCUGGGAAGUUAAUCAGUCACACCAUUCCAUGCAGUUCAUCUUCCCAUGGGAAUGGGUGUUCCUACUUAAAUUGGCUAAUGAGGGAUGACACCAUUUAUGAGGACAGUGACGUGAAGGAGGCUCUAAGGCGACUCCCAGAACAAGUAUACAAUGACAGAAUGUUCCGCAUCAAGAGAGCUCUUGACCUGUCAAUGAAGCAGCAGGUUCUGCCCCGGGAUCAGUGGACUAAGUAUGAGGAGGAAGUGUAUUACCUGGAGCCAUACCUGAAGGAGGUCGUUCGAGAGCGGAAGGAGAAGGAGGAGUGGUCUAAGAAGUAAAGGGAAGCAGAGGCAGUGACUCUUGGCCAUCUUUUUCCUGUUGUAAUAUUGAAAUGCGACUCUCGCAGGAGCUGUAAUUAAUAAAGUUUUGCUUUCUUAGAGUUGCUCUAAUUGUCAUGCUACCAUAAUGUUUUUUUUUUAAUUCUGUGAGAUUAUAUGUCUUUACUAAUGCUGGACAAAUAUGAUUAAAACUUCAAUACAUCCAGUAAAAUAAUAUCGGAUGACUUCUUGUACUACUUGUGAUUCGCAGUUUGGGUUUAAAUAACGAUUGAUUGAUGAAAUUACUUUCAAUUAUGAUUGAUUGAUGAAAUUACUUUGAUGUUUGAGGAAAACCUUUUGUAAAUCUCCACUUACUCGGUAAAAGAUAAAGCCAUUGAGCUGUGAGAUUAGCCAUGCCACUUUCAGUCCAGUUCCAGGCCUACCACAUUACUAAAGCUUGUGGAGGACUGCGUACACAGGGCAUUGAAGGAAAAAUAAUGCACAUGUUUUCUUCAAUAUGCUUUAUCUAGCACAUCACUUUUGGAAAAAUGUGUCUACUAGAAAUGUGGUAUUAUUCAUUGAGGAAAUGGUAGGUAACAUUAAUACUGUCGACUGCACUCUGGAAUGAAGAAAAAGUGUCAAUUAAAUCUUUGUCAGUGUA